CUAGCUUUGCUUCUUAUAUAUGCAAUAAGCUAGCCAAUACCAAAAACCCUCCCUCCACGGUCCACCCAUCCGCGCUCCAUAUUCUCUCUCUUCUCUCCAAUCGAGUUGCAGGAGCUUAGAGCUUGCUUUAGUUUCUUUAAUGGCACUAUGGGCUUUAUUUCUUCUACUUCUUCUUCAACCAUCAUUUCUUUUGAAGUCCUCAAUGGCAAAUCUCGAAGGUGAUGCUCUUUUUGCAUUGAGAAGAGCCCUUAAGGAUCCAGCAAAUGUUCUACAGAGUUGGGAUCCUACGUUGGUGAAUCCCUGCACAUGGUUCCACGUUACUUGCGACGGAGAUAACAGGGUUACUAGAUUAGACCUAGGCAAUGCAAAUCUUUCUGGCAAACUAGUCCCUGAACUAGGGAGGCUUGAACACCUCCAAUAUCUGGAGUUGUACAGGAACAAGUUGAGAGGACCCAUACCAAAAGAGAUAGGAGCAUUGAAAAGCCUCCUCAGCUUGGGUCUCUACCACAAUAACCUCAGUGGCCCCAUCCCUCCCUCCCUAUCUAGGCUCACCAACCUCAAGUUUCUGCGACUGAACGGGAACAGCCUCACUGGCAGAAUACCAAGGGACCUCACCACGCUUCCAAACCUCAAGAUCAUAGACGUGUCGAACAAUGACUUAUGCGGUAGCAUUCCAACCACAGGAUCUUUCUACAAGUUUAACGAGCGAAGUUUUGAGAACAAUCCCAGACUGAAAGGCCCAGAGCUGAUGGGAUCCGUGAAUUAUGAGAUAGGCUGCUAACUGAUCAUAUAUAAUAGAAUAUGUGCUUGCUGCGCUGUUUAAUUUCCUUCUUCUUGUGUGCUUUUAUUCUUCAAGGGAAUUAUUUAAAGCAAGUGAGUUGAGGAGUUUCCUUUGUUA
Messenger RNA from Nelumbo nucifera (sacred lotus), 898 nucleotides. RefSeq names its product leucine-rich repeat protein 1-like. NCBI's taxonomy places the organism in Eukaryota, Viridiplantae, Streptophyta, Magnoliopsida, Proteales, Nelumbonaceae. The record is from RefSeq and is a predicted model, not a curated record.